AUGGCUUAUGAUGGGUUUCUUAUUUCUCUGCUAAGUGGUGCUGCUGCAGGUACAUCGACUGAUUUAUUGUUUUUCCCAAUUGAUACAAUAAAAACCAGGUUACAGGCAAAAGGUGGGUUUUUCUACAAUGGUGGCUACAGAGGAAUCUAUAAAGGUUUAGGUAGCGCAGUCAUUGCUAGUGCCCCAAGUGCUUCUCUAUUCUUUGUUACUUAUGAUUACAUGAAGGUAGAAUUAAAACAAAUGUUAUUAAGAUAUAAUAAAAAUAACCAAUCUGAAUGGAUAAAUACAGUGACUCAUAUGACUGCAUCUUCCUUAGGUGAAAUUUCUGCUUGUAUGGUCAGAGUUCCUGCUGAAGUUAUAAAGCAAAGAACUCAAACAUCGAUUUCUAAAAAUAACUCUACAUCUUGGCAGACUUUUAAAACAUUAUUGAAAAACGAAAAUGGUCAAGGUUUUAGAAAUAAUUUUUAUCGUGGUUGGGCAUCGACAAUUUUAAGAGAAAUUCCUUUCACUUGCAUACAAUUCCCAUUAUAUGAAUAUUUGAAGAAAGCAUGGUUAUUACAUGACAUCGAUAUACUCAGUGAGAAAUCAGAAAUGAUAUCCACUGAUUCGCUAAAUACAACUUUAUCCCCAUGGAAAGGUGCUAUUUGUGGUUCAAUCGCUGGUGGUAUUGCAGCAGCUACCACAACUCCACUAGAUGUACUAAAGACUAGAAUAAUGCUAAGUGACAAAUCCAUGGGCACGAUUAAACUGGUUCAAAAUUUGUACCACGAAGAAGGUAUGAAAGUAUUUUUUAAAGGUGUGGGCCCACGGUCUAUGUGGAUCAGUGCAGGUGGUGCGGUAUUCUUGGGUGUCUAUGAGAUCACUAGAUCUGUGUUAAUUAACACAAAGAGCCAUCAGAAACCAUUUAUUGAAUGA
Tetrapisispora phaffii CBS 4417 is the source of this 915-nucleotide messenger RNA. RefSeq names its product Pet8p (gene PET8). The record is from RefSeq and is a predicted model, not a curated record. The transcript has a single exon. Gene Ontology annotation, cellular component: mitochondrial inner membrane. Lineage: Eukaryota; Fungi; Ascomycota; Saccharomycetes; Saccharomycetales; Saccharomycetaceae. Gene Ontology annotation, molecular function: S-adenosyl-L-methionine transmembrane transporter activity. The coding region runs from base 1 to 915 and encodes 304 amino acids.